UCGCAAUAUACGGCGCAAAGGGAGCCGGGUACCAGAUUUAGCUUAGCGCCGGAGGAAGUUACUCAUAGAAAGCAAAAGUAAGAAAAUACUUGGGAUACCCUGUAUGUUUGAGGUAGGCGUUUGAUCUUAGAAGAUAGCGGUUGUUUCUGUUGUUGAUCGAUGUGACCUGAUGGAGACGUUACCGAGACAAGUUACCAUGGUUUCUCUCUUUCUGCUGAUCUGCUUCGUCUCCAUCUUUGUCAGUGAUGCAGCAGAAACCAGUACAUCAUGCCCUGAAGUAGCCUGCUUUGGGCGGCCAGUCAACAUCACCUGUGACAUAACUGGCCAAUACGACUCUAUCGGGUUUUCGCGGCGAGAUGCUAUUGAAGUAGUAACGUGCCUGAAGAAUAAAGAUAAAUGCUAUUUUAAUGUUCAAGGUUAUGAGGUGGUGUUACGCUCAGAUGACAAACACAUUAUGCGUAUAAAGAGUCUGAAUAAGACAGAUGUUGGAACGUGGAAUUGUCGUGAUGGAACAAAGCCACUCUUGAAGACUUGUAGCAUCGAAGGAUAUGAUGUAAGACAGUCCCCAACUCCUGCACCUCCGUCGCCUGACUCAGACAACUGCAUCCACAUCCCGAAAACUUUCCGUCCGCAAACAUUAUGUGAAGGUUUUCAAGAGGAUGCAAAUGUCAACAUUACUAUCAGGAUGGCCGAGAACAGCUACAGUUUCACAUCUGACCAGUACAAAGAAAAUGAUGAGGUAGAACUUGAUGAUGCCCCUACAGGUGGGGAACUGGAAUGCAGUGUCACCGGGCCAGCCGCCCAGUGUUACACACCCUCCAAUAAGAAGACCAAAAUAUGUUCACAUCCUCCGGUUCCUCCAUGGGGCAUCGCUCUCAUUGUCUUUGCGAUAGUGAUCAUCAUCAUCAUCAUUGUUUUGGUAGAUUGCUUCUGCUGCAGGCCAAAGGAUAAAGGGGUCAUUCACUUCGUGGAGGCCAAGCUGAAGUCCAGGAAAGCUGAUGUAACAACUGCAGGUUCGGAAAAAGAAAAACCGAAGACAGAAGGAGGGACAGCAGAAACAGAUAGCCCACCUGAGACAAAGCCGCUCCUGGAUAUGAAGACAACAAAAAGCAAUUCCCAAAUGACUGUUGAGAAUGAAACGGAGAAGGCAAAAGAACUCGAACCUGAAGACAAAGAUGGAGGUGCAACUGAACCCAAGUCUAAAGACAAAGGUGCUGACACCGCUGGGGACAAAUCUCCAGACAAAGGUGUGGAUGGUACUGGCGACAAAUCUCCAGGCAAAGAUGCUGACACCACUGGCAACAAAACUCCAGACAAAGGUGCUGACACCACUGGCGACAAAACUCCAGACAAAGGGCCUGCUGUCCUUGUCGUCCAAUCUGAAAACAAACAAGCAACGUAGAUACUUCUGCUCUGAGACAAGGCCGGAGAAACAUGGAGACUGACGUGGUGAGAAGAUGAACAUCCUCAACUGGGGUGUCUGUUCACAUCCAGGGCAGACGUCAACUUGUGAACUGGUUCUGACUGUUUGCUGGACAUAGUUGCCCAGUUCUCAAGUAGACAUAAGCAGUCAGCCAUUACUGUUUUAACGGAAUCAUUUUGAAAUUUUUAUCCAAUAUCAGUUUCAGUUAACUGUCUUUUAUCAAUGCAGUUUGUACCGUACAGAGUUAUGUCCCUUACUGAUGUAUUCAAACUGGUUUACUGUUUGUGUGAAACGUUUUACUUAUAAGAGAGGAUAGAAACAGUUUCCUGAAAAGGGCAAAGAAGGUAACUCUCCUCAAAAUAUUAAUAUAAGUGUUCACUGUUUCACAUUCUCUAGUGAAAUAUCUUUGUUUUAUUGGAUAAAUUUGCUUGAUUCAUGAGGUGGUUAAAGAAAGUGUUACACGAUAAAACAUUUGAAUAGAUAUAUUGGACUCAAUAAUAUGCCUCACUUUGUAUAUUUCAUGGAUAUACUUGUUGUUAUUGUCUGCACAUCUUAUGAUUUUAAAAUACAUAAAAAUAAACAUUUUAGCAUUAUCAUGUGAAAUCCAUUGUCACCAACUUGACCCCUUGUGUUCGCGUAGUCUAAGACAGAUUGUUUAAAACUCGAGAUGUGGGCAGGCAAUGCUGCCACAUUGAGAUGAAUAUUUCUUUAAGUCACUGCAGCAAGAUUUACAUUAAUUUUCCCAUAUAAGAAGAUACAAACAAUUUAUUAAUUGGCAACAAAUAACCUUUCACAAAUAUGUCCAGUAAAGAUUUUUGUUGUUAUAAAACAAUCAAGUUUCAUAGGAUUUUGUGAAAGAGUUAAUUUUUUUAAACAAAUCCCAAAUCUUCAACCAUAUAUAUGAAACAAAAAUAGUGUUUAUAUUUCUUUUAGUCAGUGCAUCAAGAUUUACAUUUAUUUCACUGAAAAAAAGAUAUGGUUGUUUUUGAUUGGAAACUUAGUACUUUUCACCAACGUGUCCAGGGAAGUUGGGUUGUUGUUUUUGUAAAAUGUAGGAUUUUCAAGUGGAGCGUCGUUGUUUAAAUCUUAAAACUAGGGUUGGGACGGGUACCCCACCCCUAUAACUCUACCCUACCCUGAUUCGCGUUAUGUUAAUUCCUGACAUCAAAUUUGGAAGAAAUGGCAAUAUAUUCUUUGGCUCAGAGACUAAAAUUUGUUUUUUCAAUAUUUUAACCAUGUAAUAUAUUCAAAAGAAGUGACUGUAAAUUAUGUUUAAAUCUUCAAAAACAAUACCACCUUUUAAUCACGAAAGAAUAGCAUAUUACAUUGUUUAAUCUAUAGCACACAUAAUGAUAUGUUGGUCACAUGAUCAAAAUGGAGACAGGUACCCAUGUCCAACUCAUUACCCACCCGUCCCGGGUAUCCGGGUUACCCGUCCCAGCCCUACGUGAAGCAUCAGUUUGAAAUGGAGGGAAGCUUUUCAUUUUGCUACAGUUGCGUGUACUGUAAAAGUGUUCUGCAGUGAACAAAGCCUUGUGGUAUAUGUAAUUCAAAGACUUUGUUAUUUCAGCCUUACCAUUGAAUAUUGACUGAGCAAUGUUUUAUAUAAGUGGGAACAUUUUACCAUCAGUAUUUCAGCUUUUCUUGUCAAGGCCUGAGAUCAUGUUAGUAUUCAGCAUUUAUUGCACAUGUGCACUAACUUUGAAUUUUCAUUCUUUUGUAGUCACUUUUCAAUUUGGUAAACACAAAUGUUUCUUCUGUUCAAAAUAGGAAACAGUUCUUUGAUAUCAUGGAUGUUUUAAUUCAAUGAUUUCUCUAUUAUUAUUUUCAGUAUUUACAUUUGUAAUGUUUAUGUACAUGCUCACUUGUAUUUAGCUCCAAGCAUGCAAUGGGUUUGUUCUGCUCAAUGACAAUUUACUACAAGUAGUUCUUAAAAUGUUCAUGGAUGAAGAGAAUAUUUGAUCAUUCUGGGAUGGGAUGGAACCUGCUUUUGAGAGAGGAGUACACGUAUGUCUUGGAGAUUGUUGAAAAAUGUGUUCAUAUGUAAUUUCUUCACACUGUCUGUUCCCUCUAAGGGACCGUUCAUAAUUUAUGGCUUGGAGGGUGAUGAUGAUCUUAAGGGAGGUCACCCAUUUUUUUUUUCACUUACUUUUUACAUAAAUUUUAGGGGUAUCAUUCACAUUGUACAUAGCUUAUCCAUAAAAACACACACACACACACACACACACACACACACACACACACAGAUGCCAACCAUGAUUUGGCCCAAGUAGUAUUUUGGCCCAAACUGAUACAAAAAUUAGUAUUUUGUGGCCAAAAUUAGCAUUAACUUUUCCAAAGGGUUUUCAUAUUUAUAAAAAAUAUAUACAGAUAUUCUAAGAGAUUGUUAUUAACAGUGUACUCACCUUAAUCAGUAUCCACAUAUAACUUGCUACUGAAAAAAGUAUGGUUGAAAUAUAUUGUGUAUGAUACGUAUGCUAUUUGAUAGUUUAAUUCAAUGUAUUU
Messenger RNA from Haliotis rubra (blacklip abalone), 3928 nucleotides. RefSeq lists its product as uncharacterized. The record is from RefSeq and is a predicted model, not a curated record. Lineage: Eukaryota; Metazoa; Mollusca; Gastropoda; Lepetellida; Haliotidae. The coding region runs from base 170 to 1402 and encodes 410 amino acids. The transcript is spliced from 10 exons.